Messenger RNA from Plasmodium cynomolgi strain B, 2490 nucleotides. Its product is annotated as oligosacharyl transferase STT3 subunit. Gene Ontology annotation, cellular component: membrane. The transcript has 2 exons. The coding region runs from base 1 to 2490 and encodes 829 amino acids. The record is from RefSeq and is a predicted model, not a curated record. Gene Ontology annotation, molecular function: oligosaccharyl transferase activity. NCBI's taxonomy places the organism in Eukaryota, Apicomplexa, Aconoidasida, Haemosporida, Plasmodiidae.
AUGGUUGAGAGCGAAACCCCGGAAGACGGUGAGGAGGUGGUCGACCUGGGGCUGAAGCCCCGGUUCUUCCUAAACCGCCUCCUGCAUGGGGUAUUCUGCAGCGGCGCCUUCCGCCAGGCCAUGAAGGAGGGAAAACGAAGGCAGCGUAAAAUGGAAAUCUUCAUCGUGCUGUUGAUCGGAUUACUGAGCUUCCUCCUUCGUCUAUUCUCAGUCAUCCGAAAUGAAGCAAUCAUACACGAGUUCGAUCCCUACUUCAAUUAUAAAUUAACAAAAAUAUUGAGAGAAAGCAAUUUUUACGAUUUUUGGAAUUAUUUCGAUUCAAAGUCCUGGUUCCCUCUAGGGAGGACAACAGGACAGACCUUAUUCCCCGGAUUGAUGUUAACUAGCUAUUUUAUUUACCAGUUUUGCAACAUGCUUGGGUUCCUAAUCGACAUAAAAAUUAUUUGCAUCUACAUUGGACCUCUAUUCAGUUUCUUCACUUGUAUAAUAACGUACAUUCUAACAGUGGAGGUAUAUCCUUUUCGUGGUGCAGGAUUAAUAGCAGCUCUUUUUGUUUCCAUGUCUCCUUCUCAUGUGUCGAGAACAGUAGCAGGAUCCUAUGAUAAUGAAUCUAUUGCAAUAUUUUUACUCCUUCUUUGUUUGUACACCUGGAUUAGAUGUCUGAAGGAAGGUACUCUGCUCUCAGCUCUCCUCUGUUCACUCAGUACCUACUACAUGGCCCUCUCAUGGGGUGCCUAUAUCUACAUUACCAAUUCGAUAAGCCUAUAUAUGCUAGUGAUUCUCUUGCUAAAGAGAUAUCAAUUAAAAAAUGUGAUCUCCUUUAAUGUGUAUUAUGUAUUAACAACCAUCCUUUGUUUGAAUAUCCCCUGUAUUGAGAGAUCCGUUUUUCUUAGCAUCGAGCACCUUGGGACUCAUGCCAUUUUUGUUCUAACCAAUGUGUUAGUGGUAGCCAGGCAUGUGAUUAUCUAUCUGAGAGUGGACCAAGAAAAUUUCGAACGUAAGUUCGUGCAAAUGUGCUUUCUCUUCUUUUUUCUCAUUUUUAAAUUUUUGAUCUUUACACAUAAUCUGUCAUGGAAUCAUAGAUCAAGAACGCUACUAGAUCCUACUUAUGCAUCUAAACACAAUCCCAUUGUCGCAUCUAUUUCGGAGCAUCAACCAACCACUUGGUCUUCAUACUUCUUUGAUGUGCACCUUGUUUUGAUUUUUGUACCCAUUGGACUCUACGAAUGUAUGAAGAAGCAAGCCCCGAUAGAAGCCUUUUUCUUGGGGAUUUUUUCCGUCCUCUGUUUGUAUUUCUCCUCCCUCAUGGUUAGAUUGCUUUUGAUUUUUUCUCCCAUCUCGAGUGUGUUGAGCGCCAUAGGGUUGUCCUCCCUGCUCAGUCGCUACGUGCGCUUCCUGCGUGUGGCCCCCAGUACAUACAGGGCGUCCCUACUCUUUGGAAGCGAGUUCCCCCGCGGGGAGAGCUACUCUUCUGAGGGCAGCUAUUACACAGAUGGGGAAGGCCGCUCCGAUGGGGAAGGCCGCUCCGAUGGGGAGGGCCACUCCGAUGGGGAGGGCUGUAGAGGACAACUGACUUCCGAAGAGAAGGCGCACCGAGGAGGGAAAGCCAGCUGCACCGACGGAGAGAGCGAUGCUAAGAGUGACGCUAAGGGUGACGCAAAGAGCGAUGCUAAGAGUGACACCGCGAGCAGGUCGAACAAUGCGUUGCCAGCCCCACCCACAGACGACCGAAUCAUCAAGCUUCCCUUCAACCGAACAGAAAACACCGAGGUGUCUAUCCUGACGAGCAUCUGCAUCUUAACCCUCCUGGGCUACCUCGUAAUUUUAGCUAUCCUGCAUGCCACAUGGUGCUCAUCCAUUGCCUACUCCGAGUCGAACAUAACCUUUUACAGCCGAAAUGAAAAAGGAGAGAGGUACAUAAAUGACGAUGUCAGGCAGAUGUACAAAUGGAUUCAACAGAACACAAAAACGGAUUCAAGGAUAGUGGCUUGGUGGGAUUACGGAUACCAGUUGAGUGUCAUGGGAGAUAGAAUAACCUACGUAGAUAACAACACUUGGAACAGUGCACACAUCGCCACAGUAGGGUUGAUUUUUAGUGUAAACGAAAAACAAGCAUACGACUAUGUGAAGAAGCUAGAUGCAAAUUACGUCCUCGUCUCAUAUGGGGGGUAUUCACAGAACUCCUCAGAUGACCUAAACAAAUUUUUGUGGAUGCUAAAAAUCACGAACAAGCAAUUUAAGCAUAUAAACCCAUUACUCUAUUACUACCAUGACCAGCAUCACCCCUUUGGGAAAAAUGCAACCUCCUUUAUGUCGAAUAGUCUCCUCUACAAGCUCUCCUACUUUAACGUGUCGAAUGGAAAACAUAGGGGGUAUGACUACAUAAGGAAGUUGGAGGUCCCGGAGGUCAAAGGGCUUCGCUACUUUGAAGAGGUGUUCACAUCCGACGUGUGGGGCUUCCGCUUGUACAGGGUUAGGGAAGACGUGUGA